AUGGUAAUAGUUGGAUUAGUCGACGAAACAGCUUCAGCCUAUAAACCUGGAUUAGUUGAAAAGAACAAAUACGAGCUCUGGGAAACAAAAAAACUUUUUAGACCUGAUAAUUUUAGUACUAAACCAGUAUUUAGCAUUGUUCUUCCUCCGCCGAAUGUUACCGGGAAACUUCAUUUAGGUCAUGCACUAUCCUGCACGAUUCAAGAUGUUAUCGUCAGAUAUAAAAGGUCAUUGGGUUACAAUGCUCUAUGGGUCCCUGGUACUGAUCAUGCUGGCAUAGCUACUCAGGGUGUAGUAGAAAAUUAUUUAAAAACCAAACAGAAUGUCUCCCGUCAUGUUAUUGGUCGGGAGCAAUUUAAUGCAGAAGUUUGGAAAUGGACAGAAAAACAUGGCAGCACCAUAUGCAAUCAAUUACGUACCUUGGGAUGUUCACUGGAUUGGUCUAGACAGAUCUUCACAAUGGAUCCAAAACACGCCCAUGCUGUAAAUACUGCUUUUAUUCAGUUGUUUGAGAGAGGCCUAAUAUAUCGUAAAAAAGCUCUGGUAAAUUGGUGCAAUGCCCUCAAGUCAACCGUAUCAGAUAUUGAAGUAGAAAAUUUACCAAUAAACAGGCCAACAGAUUUAAAGCUUCCCAAUUAUGAAAAGCCAGUGAAGUUUGGCUUAAUGUACGAUUUUGCAUACAAAAUAUAUGACAGUUCUGAGGAAAUUGUUGUGUCGACAACAAUGCCGGAAACAAUGCUGGGUGAUACGGCGAUUGCUGUACAUUCAAAUGAUUCAAGGUAUAAACACUUUCGUGGAAAGAGAGCAGUCCAUCCAUUCAGAAAUGACACAAUACCUAUAAUAUUUGAUGAUAUGGUUGACAUGGAACUAGGCACUGGUGCCGUCAAAAUAACUCCAGCACACAGUAAAAUCGAUUACGAAGUUGCAAAACGUCAUCGCCUACCAAUUAUUCAAGUAAUUAAUGAAGAAGGGACAAUGCAAACUGUUGAAAGUUUUGACAAAAUGAAACGUUAUAUUUGCAGAGAAAAGUUGCUACAAAAGUUGGAUGAAAUGGGACUUCUUAAAUCUGUUAAAGCCCACCAAAUGACCUUACCGGUUUGCAGUCGAACAGGAGAUGUCAUAGAACACCUACCUAAAGAGCAGUGGUUUUUAUCAUGCAGGAAAUUAAACAAAGCUGCGGCAAAUGCCGUCAGCACUGGUCAGUUGAAAAUCAACCCAGAAAAGUAUGUUAAAAAUUGGAAAAAUUGGACUGGAGAUGAAAGGGAUUGGUGUAUAUCCAGGCAGCUGUGGUGGGGUCAUCAGAUACCAGCAUAUAAAUGUAAUGUUGAUAAAGAUGUUAUAUGGAUUGCAGCAAUGGACGAAGUGUUGGCGAAAAUUCAAGCAUCUAAAUAUCUGAGAACUGCACCUGAAGAAAUUACAACCGAAAGAGACUCGGAUGUCCUUGAUACUUGGUUUUCAUCUGGAAUUUAUCCAUUCGCAGCAUUAGGUUGGCCAGAACAUCAUGACAGUGUGGAUUAUAAAGAUUUUUAUCCACUCGAUCUACUAGUGACUGGACAUGACAUUUUAGGCUUCUGGGUGCAUAGAAUGGUAAUGUUAGGCCUUGAAUUAACUGGAAAAUUGCCUUUUGAUAAUGUCUUGUUACAUGGUGUGAUAUGUGACAGUAAAGGUGUGAAGAUGUCUAAAAGCAGAGGAAAUGUCAUAGAUCCUAUUGACGUUAUAAAUGGAAUUUCUUUGGAAAACUUAAAGGAAAAAGCAGUAGAGAUGCAGAAAGAUGGAAUACUUAAACCAGAGGAAUUGAAAAGAGCUCUUGCUUAUUACAAGACGAAUUAUUCAAGUACAAAUGGUAUUCCAGAAUGUGGAGUAGAUGCUCUGAGAUUUACUUUAUUAUCUCAAGAUAUUAAGUCUCAUUUCGUUAACUUUGAUGUGCACCAAUGUCACGCUAACAAAUUAUUCUGUAAUAAAAUUUGGCAAAGUAUUAAAUAUAUGCAGCUAUCUUUUGACAAAUUAAAAGAAAUAAAUGUUGAAAUAACUCAUAAUGAUUUGACUUAUUUUGAUAAGUGGAUAUUAAGUAGACUGGCUGAUAUGGUGGAGAAAGUUAAUAAAGCAAUGAAUGAAUACGAUUUCCAUUUAGCAACUAAAGCAAUAAAAACACUUAUUUAUAAUGAAUUUUGUGACAUUUAUCUCGAAGCGACUAAGCCUGGAUUUGACAAUGAUGAUGAUGAGAAAAUUGGAUAUGCACAUGCACAUACACUUUCAGUAGUUUUGAAUUCUUCAUUGCGAUGUCUCGCGCCAAUAAUGAUUUAUAUCACUCAUGAACUGAUACCAAAGAUCCCAGCUUUUGAAAGCAAUAUUAUUCACAAUUUUUAUGAUGAAAAUAAAAAUCAUUACGAUUUUCCUAAAACGCAAGAUUUUGAAAUAUGGAAAAACAAAUACCUAGAAAACCAAGUUGAUAGACUAUUGAGUGUCGUAAGUCUAGUGAGAGAAUUAAAAGGAAUGUAUAAUAUUUCAAACAAAGUUCGGUCGUCAAUAUGUAUUAAAACAAACGACGAUGUUCUAAUGUUAGAUAUAGAUAAUAACGCAAAUAUUGUUUUGCAUCUAACAAGAUGCAGUGACAUCAAAAUAAAUCUAGAAUCUAAUAAGAAUACUGUGUCGGCUCUGCUUGAUAAAGGUACACAAGUGAGUUUAGAAAUCGAAGGAGAUAAUGCAGUCACUGUAAUAUCAGCCGCGAAAGAAAAAUUGAGGAAUAGAGUGAAAAAACUAGAGGAAAAUUUGGCUAAAUUAGAAGCAAAAUUUUCAAGUCAUCACUAUGUCACUUCCGUACCAGAACACACAAAGGCAUUAGAUAGAGAAAGACUAUUGGUGAAGAGAGAAGAGUUAAAGCAUUUACAAAGAUUGAUUUAG
Messenger RNA from Parnassius apollo (apollo), 2901 nucleotides. Lineage: Eukaryota; Metazoa; Arthropoda; Insecta; Lepidoptera; Papilionidae. The record is from the annotation of a GenBank genome assembly.